Molecule: messenger RNA, 2874 nt
Organism: Drosophila montana
Lineage: Eukaryota; Metazoa; Arthropoda; Insecta; Diptera; Drosophilidae
Gene: LPCAT
Product: lysophosphatidylcholine acyltransferase
Exons: 8
Coding region: 86-1771 (561 amino acids)
Cellular component (GO): endoplasmic reticulum
Molecular function (GO): lysophosphatidic acid acyltransferase activity; calcium ion binding
Source: RefSeq, a predicted model, not a curated record
CACACACCAAAGCCACCAGCCUAAGAAAAGUUAGACAAUAAUAUUUUGCAAAAGUGUGAUUAGCAAGUGAAUGUACGUGUGAGCAAUGACAACGUCCUCAAUUAAACGACGUCGCUCUCCGCACGAUGCAAGCGCAUCGAACGAUGGGGAUGGCCUGGAAAAUGACAACGACAACAACAGCAGCACUCGAAGUAGCAGAAGCAGAAGUAGCAGCAGCGGCAGCAGCGCGUUGCCCAACAAUAGCAUCAGCAGCAACAUGUCCAAGCGCGACUCCGAGGAGGACACCUGGGCAUCAAAGGGGUACAGCUAUAUCAAUCCGUUCGUGCAUCGCAUAGAAAUCGACAGUCACAUUGAGGUGGCCAAGAUCUAUGUGCUGACUGUGCUGCUGCUUCCCAUACGCGUGGUGAGCUGCAUCUUAUCGCUGUUAUCGGCAUGGAUGUUCGCCUGCAUUGGCCUGUACGGCAUGUCUAUGGAGGAUCUGCAGGCAAAGCCGCUCAGUGGCUGGCGUAGACAUAUGCAGUACUGGACAGCGCGUGCCAUGCGAAUGGUGUACACAUCCGGCUCGUUUCUCUAUAUCCAAACGAAGGGCACACCGGCCACCGCCAGGGAGGCACCCAUUUUGGUUGUGGCGCCUCAUUCUUCCUACGUUGAUUCCAUUUUGGUGGUCUCCGGACACCCGCCCUCGAUUGUGGCGAAGCGCGAGACGGCGGAUAUACCGCUGCUGGGUCGCAUCAUUAAUUAUGCUCAGCCCAUUUAUGUGCAGCGCGAAGAUCCUAACUCUAGGCAGAACACCAUACGUCAUAUUGUCGAUCGUGCACGUUCCAGCGAUGACUGGCCUCAGGUGGUCAUCUUUUCCGAGGGCACAUGCACAAACCGCACGGCACUAAUUAAAUUUAAGCCCGGCGCCUUCUAUCCGGGCGUGCCCGUACAACCAGUUCUGCUCCGCUAUCCCAACAAGUUUGACACCUUCACCUGGACCUGGGAUGGGCCGGGCGUCCUGCGUCUGCUCUGGCUAACAAUGACACAGUUUUAUAACCGCUGUGAAAUCGAAUACCUUCCCGUUUACACGCCUUCCCCAGCUGAGAUGGCCGAUGCCAAUCUCUAUGCGAACAAUGUACGAGAAGUAAUGGCCAAGGCAUUAGGAGUGCCCACGUCCGAUUACUCAUUUGAGGAUGUCAUCGUUAUGAGUCGUGCUCGUGAAAUGAAAAUUCCAUUUCCUGGUGACAUUGUGGAAAUAGAGCGCACCCUCGAUUUUCUUGACCUCUUGGAUUCGAAGCGCGACAUGGAACUCUGCGAGAUGUAUCUAACGCUUACUAACACAGACAAACUGGACAUUAUCACAUUUGCUGAGCUUCUCCAAGUGGAUCUCAAUAAUCCCAAUCUGCACAAGCUUUUUGCGCUACUGGAUCAUCGUCGCAAGGGCACAGUGUGUCUGAAAAGUUUUUUGCUCUGCUCGCUGUUUUGUAAACUAAAGAACAGUGACGUCAUAACGUUUUUGCGCGCACUGAUUAAACUGUAUAGUGAAUCGAGUCAAAAGAUAGACAGGGAGAGCUUCACGCGUUUGUUGCGGCAUGGCGGCGACAAGCUGAAUGAGAAAAAGGCGCAGGCACUUUUCUUUGCGCUGGACACCGCCAAUGUUGGCCACGUCUCCUUCGAUAUGUUUGCGCAGUACACGGAGAAGCAGCCUAGCUACAAGUUUCUCUAUCACAAGUCGGAGCACAUAAGACGGACAAAGAGCAAUGUAAUCACGGCCACGCCCACAGCAAACUGAAAAAACCGCAACAAUGCAUUUGGAGGCUGCAAUUAAACUUAAAAAGCUGGUUCUAUACUUAUUCAGAGCUGUGCCAUAGUCAAGUAACCGACAACAGGCAACACGGCAGAGAAAGAGAUAGCCAGAGAGAGAGACAGAGGGAUAGUAAGCAAGAUAGAGAAGAAAUGUGUAGCACAGUCAACCUAAGCAAAAAGUUCAAUUAUAAUAUAUAAUUAAUUUAUUUAUUGUGUACGUGUUUGUUGCCUACUGUAAUUAGAGUUGUAUAGCUUGAGAAGAAGAGAAUUGUUAUUCAGGCAGGUCCAAUUGAGAACUUUGCUAAAUUGCAAAUGUGCAAGCAUAAAUAUAAACAAAUAUAUUUAUAUUUACUGUCUGCACAUAACUUUAAAUAAUUACCUUUAUGUGUACUUUAACUCUUAACGCAAUUCAUUUCAUUAUUGUGAUUCUAAUUAUAUAUAUAACUAUAUAUAUAUAAUAUACAUAUAUAUAUAUAUAUAUAUUUUAAUUAUACACUAUACAUGUUAUGUUGCCAAGUGUGCACACUCAUAUUUCACAAAUUAGUUUGGUCGUCUAACCUUUUAUAUAUAUGAGAUUAUACUGGGACACUCAGGUGUCUACAGCUAAGCCAGUGAAUGUAGCUUCUUAAAUAUUACCCAAUGCCAAAAUCUUAACACAUAAUGUAAAUGACAACCAAAAAUCGGAAUCGGAUCUUCACUUCAGUUUUUACCUUUUCAAUGCAGUUCUUGAGUUCCAAUCAUGUAUAUGGUUUCGGGCAUAUUCUUGCUUAGUUAGUUUUCCAUAGACAUACAUAUAUAUGUAUAUAUAUAUACAAGUAUAUUUCUUGUGCAUUUGUAAACGUAAACACCAAAUAGACUUUUGGACACGACUUGUAGCGUCCUCAGCACCCGAUAUAUAAUAGAGUCUAGCUGUACUUAAUUCAUCCAAAGACACAAGGAACUAGCAUCAAGCAACAGAUGUAAACACAUACAAUCACACACAUGCAUGUACACACCCACACACACACACACACGUUUAUACAUAGAAUCUGGUCUGUUAUUUAGAAAUUUAUUGGUAAAAAUUUUAUAAAAUGCUACAACUUCGAUACA